Molecule: messenger RNA, 3907 nt
Organism: Penaeus chinensis
Lineage: Eukaryota; Metazoa; Arthropoda; Malacostraca; Decapoda; Penaeidae
Product: calcium-activated chloride channel regulator 1-like
Exons: 21
Coding region: 265-3183 (972 amino acids)
Molecular function (GO): protein binding
Source: RefSeq, a predicted model, not a curated record
GAGCUUCCUCAGUCGGCGUCAAUCACAGCCAGCUUCAGUAUCCCUUGUGGAACUAGACGAGCUCGUGCGCUGUUGGUUUACUGCUAAUGGUAGUGUUUGUGUGGUUGCUUCACCAGGUCACAGAUAACGUCUUGAAUUAGAAGUUUAGGAACUGAGGCCUUAGGUUCGUUAACAUCGUAAAUCUACCGAAGCGAGAAGGCCGUGGAAACAUUUGUAAAUAUUAGAGAUCAGUCACACCAUCAGCAGACGAAGUAGGAGAACAAGAUGAGAGCCUGGACGCGGGUCCUCGUCGCCAUAGCAGUGACGAUGGAAAUGGGCGUGGUCGCUACGAUGUCAAAGGUGGAACUGGUGAACAACGGCUAUGAGGGCGUGGUAGUGGGCGUUUCUUCGCGAGUGGAUUCGUCUAUGGCCUCUGAGAUCAUCGCCAGCUUGAAGAAAAUGCUGAAAGAAGGUUCGAAGGCGAUGCUGAAAGCCACGAGGAACAGAGCCUACCUGCGUGACGUCACAAUCAUGGUGCCUCCGAGCUGGACACACGUGGAUGAGGAGGACCCUGAGGAGGCCGUAUUUUUGAAACAAGAGGAGAGCGACAUCCGCGUGGACGUCCCGGAUAGCGUAUACAGAGACCAGCCUUACACUCUGCAGACAGGUGUAUGUGGGGCUCCGGGCCUCUACAUUCACUACACUCCGGCAUACCUCACGGAUGACGAGCUAGUGCGAUGGUGGGGAGCGAGAGGCACCAGCCUAGUCUACGAGUGGGCCAAGCUGCGCUGGGGCGUGUUCGACGAGCUUGGAUAUCCAGGCGACCCGAAGUACCCCGCUUACUACCGCAGCGGGCGACACGGGGAUUCUGUUGUUCCGACUAUGUGCGGGCCCAAGGUCUUAGAAGGUGAAUGGAAAGACGAGAAGGAAGACGAAUGCCCCAAGAGCCCCGACGGCGCCCCGGCCGGAUCAUGUUAUUUCACAGCCUCUAACUGCUCCUCGGUGUCCCUGAUGUCCUUCUACUCUUGCCAUACUCCCAAUCUGGAAUUCUGCGACAAGAAAACUCACAAUUCCGAAGCGCCCACGAAGCACAACAGGUUAUGCAACCACCUAUCCGUCUGGCAAGUCAUGGAGCAUCACCGGGACUUCGCCUCUGGAGCGAACCCUCCUUUGAACUCCACUGCCGCCCAGGAAGUCCCGGAGCCUCGCGUGCGCGUGGUUCGCGAGCGGCCGCCGGCGAUAGCGAUGGUCAUCGACGUGUCCGGCAGCAUGACCUCCCAUAGGCGCUCCGCGAGGCUGAAGCGAGCCGUAUCUUGGUGGAUACUUCGCGAUGCUCCCGACAACACCUCCCUGGCCAUUCUCGUAUUCUCCGACGACGUGAAAGUCGUACAGAACCUGACCCAACUCGACAGCGAAGCGACAAGGCGCGCCCUCGCCGCGAGCUUGAAUCACCGGCCGAUGGGCGGAACAAGCAUCGGCUCUGGGCUCCUGAAGGCCAUUGAGGUUUUGAAGGACGAGACCAGCAAGCUGAUAUUCCUCGUGACCGACGGAGAAGAGAACGAGAAGCCUUACAUCCGGGACAUGAUGGGGGAUCUUCUGAGCUCAGGCGCCCGGCUCAUCACGCUGGGCAUUGGGAUGGACGCGGACCCGCAGCUUCAUAACUUGACGAAAGAGACAUCCGGGGCUUCGUUUCAUUUCCUCGACGAGUCGUACAGCUUCGACAUAGAAUACAGCCUCGAAGCCAUCCAGGAUUUUAUGCCUUCAGUAACAAAGAGCAGUGUGCUCUACCGUAAAACAUUCCUAAACGUGAGCCAGAUGACCAUGCUAAAGGAUCAGUUCUUCGUUGACUGCUGCCCGAGUAAGAUGGAUGUGAUAAUUGACAUGGAAAGUGGCAUUAACCAGUACAAUCCGAAGCUUAAAAACCCCAAUGGCCAGGCUGUUAUUGGUCGAUUCGAGGAUUUGCUGCAAGCGUGGGUUUUUGACGUGAGCGAGCCCGAGACCGGAAAAUGGGUUUGGAGUGUUAUGGUGGAACGUGGAGCAAGAAGCGUAAGGGCCAGUGUUAAGGUACAGACUGACGAUUCCUCCUCCAUCUCGGUGCGAAAUUGGAGAAGCAGUUCGCCCACUCAGAAAGAAAUUAUCUUUAUGACUGAAUUAAAGAAGGGAGAAUGUCCAAUUCUACAUGCCAGAAUAAGCAUCAAUAUUAAUGAUAUCAACUCGAGCGAUAUGGUAAGCACGACGCUGCACGACGACGGCGAACACUCCGACCUGCUCAGCGGCGAUGGAAUUUAUUCCGGCUCCUUGAAGAAUAGCAAUGGAAUCUUCAUAUUGGCCACCAGGAUUGAUGGAAUGAAUGCGACUAUCUCAUGCCCGGUGAGCAGUGAGGCAAGACGCCGGCGCCGGCAGACUCGACUGCGACCCACUUAUUGUUGUGGGAGCACUGUUACCACCGCCGCGGAUUCGGUGCCCACGGGGACGUUCAACAGAUCCAGCAGUUCGGGAUCCAUCGAAAUCACGGACGUCCCUUCCAAAGGCUCACUCCCACCUUCGCCUGUGCGGGAUCUGCAGGUGUCAGCGCUGACGCCCAACACAUACCAGCUCUCCUGGACUGCCACUGGCGACGACUUGGACGACGGCGUGGUAAGUGAAUACGAGCUGCUUCUGCUGGACAGCUGGACGGGUCGCGCCAAGGCUUUCGAAAACGUCCGCCCCAUUAAACUCAGUGAUGUGCUCGAGGGAGACUUCGACACCCAAGUGCUCCUCGAGGCCGGGUCGAAGAUCGUCGUUAACGUCUCGCUGAACCUCGACCGGAAGAACUACCUGGCCAUCAGAGCGGUCGACGCCAAGGGCAACAGAGGCAAUGUGUCCGCUGCGGUCACCUUAAAUUUCAUUGGAAGCACUGCAAGCGUCACCACCAUUGGAAGCAGUGCAAGCGUCACUACCACUGGAAGCACUGCAAGCGUCACUACCAUUGGAAGCAGUGCAAGCGUCACUACCAUUGGAAGCAGUGCAAGCGUCACUACCAUUGGAAGCACUGCAAGCGUCACUACCACCGGCAUCAACAAUAACAACUCACGGAAUACAGCGGGAAACUCUACAAAGAUGGUGGUCAUUAUUUUGCUUGUAACAUUGUGUUUGGUAACGAUAGCUGUCUUUUGCUCGGUGCACUACUGCCGCAGGAAGACAAACUGGAGGCCGAAGCUGUGAAAAAUGACCACCUCUAAUGUCAGUUGUCUGAAUAGAGACCUGCGAUGAUUUCAUGCUAGCCUACAGAUAUAAUUAUCAGUAAACAUCAAUUACUAUGCAGAUAGAAAGAAAAACAAUCUGUGAUGAAACCUGGAUUCAGUGUACCGGUGUUUUGUGUUCAUUUUUACUGUUUGUAAAUCAUCACUGACUUUGAAAGAUCUAUAUUUAAUUAUUUUCUGAUGAUAUUGCUUGCUUCUUAGAUUAUUGCCGUAAAACAUUUCAAAAGGUGGAUUUCUUUUGCUAGGCUCAUAUUAGAUUCCUUUCUAAAUGUUAAUACUCGCAUGUAUUAGUUUUCGGAUCUCGUCGGGAAUGUGGCACCUUGCCGACGGUGACGGGGCUUGCGACGAUGAAUGAAGCUUUGCCGACAUUGGAAAGGUCGAGUCAGAGAUUCCAGCCGACCACAUCUACCCUACCUACCAGCACUGGGCCGGCGUGUUAGGGUGCGGCCCCUUUUCUCGCUGUGAUGCAAACCUAAGAGGCAGUCAAAAGACCAAGUGGAGAGGUGACCAAGACGUAUUCGCAAUAUUUUGGCCACGGAUGGCACAAGUCCGGCAAAGGUGGCGCAGAUUAGCGAGAGCCUAUGUCCAAUUCAGACUUUCCAAGGCUGAAGAGGAAGAUGUAUAAGUUACGAAAUCAUUUGUUGAUAUCACGCGUAUAAAUAAAUUCUUAUUCUCUCACACAUUGA